Alternaria hordeiaustralica is the source of this 513-nucleotide messenger RNA. RefSeq lists its product as uncharacterized. The record is from RefSeq and is a predicted model, not a curated record. The transcript is spliced from 2 exons. Lineage: Eukaryota; Fungi; Ascomycota; Dothideomycetes; Pleosporales; Pleosporaceae. Bases 1 to 513 code for a protein of 170 amino acids.
AUGUGCCGCGCCGCCACCCAAUGUAAAAAUCCACUGUUGACGGACGCUUUCAAACUGCUGCACGACGAUUGUGAAGAGUGUAAAUUUUUAUUCAACCGAAAGGCCGAAUCUGUGCGAAUGAAAGCGCAGUUGAAGAAGGCGCUGGAAGAAUCUGAGGAAGAGAGGAGGAAGGAGGCCGCAAUGGAGAAGAAGAUCAAGGAGAAAGAGCGAGAGGAAAAGCGAAAAGCUGACGAGCAGAAAGCUGAAAGGCUUAAGCUUGCGAAGGAAAGACUAAAGCUGGAGAAAAGCAAAUGGAAGGGUACUGAUCCUGCUAAGUUGAGUACAUCGUUCUUUCCAUCGACUACACCGUUCCUUCCAACGCAGGAAGCUCAAGAUAGAGCUAAGGCGGCUGCUGAGAAGAUUCCGAAAAAGACGAGGGGAGCUGUGGCGAAGACUCCGAAGAAGACUAAGAAAGUCACCACCAAGGCUGAUGAGGCGAUGUAUAUGAGUGCAGUCAAUCAACAUCGGAAAUAG